Vollenhovia emeryi is the source of this 1056-nucleotide messenger RNA. RefSeq names its product protein NPC2 homolog. The transcript has 4 exons. Gene Ontology annotation, molecular function: sterol binding. The record is from RefSeq and is a predicted model, not a curated record. Bases 122 to 526 code for a protein of 134 amino acids. Lineage: Eukaryota; Metazoa; Arthropoda; Insecta; Hymenoptera; Formicidae. Gene Ontology annotation, biological process: intracellular cholesterol transport.
GUUAAUAUGUUUGAGACAAGUGCAAUAUACUGCAGUGUGCGGCGGCAGUGGUGCCAGUGGUGCCAGUGGUGGUGGUGGUACGUAUGUACGUUAUUAGCCACGUGGAAGCCAUAGCAGCAACAUGACUCGAGUGACGAUCGUCGCGCUUUUCUACGCGCUGUGUUAUUUCGCGUCCAGUCUCGCCGUCACAUUUCAGGAUUGCGGCUCAAAAUCAGGCAAAUUCACGGAGAUAUUAGUCUCGGGAUGUGAAAUGACCCAGGAAAACUGUAUUUUAAAGCGCGGCACUAACGCAUCUAUAUCCAUCAAAUUUAUACCUAAUAAAGAUAUUUCGCAAGUCAAGGUACGUGUAUACGGCGUACUAGUACACGUUCCGGUACCUUUUCCAUUUCAGAAGUCUGACGCUUGCAAUGAUCCUGACGAUGGGAUCACUUGUCCUUUAAAGAAGAACCAAGAGUAUCAUUACACGACCACGUUGUUUGUGGAAAAGAAGUAUCCUAAGGAUCUAGAGAAAGAAAACUAUGUGUAAUAUUACUAUGGGUAAUUCUACACGUUGAUCUGUGAGUGUUUUCUAUUCAGUACUUUGUAAAGUAUUUUCUCUUUUGGCUAAUGCGCUGAUCAUUUUUUAAAUAAUUAUUUCAUUAUCUUAAAAUAGAAAUAAGACUCGGCCAUCGAGUUUCCAGUGGUAAUGGAGAGGGAGGGGUGGGGGGGGGGGGGAGGAAGCAUCGCCUCAGAAAUCAGUAUCACCGAAAUAUGUGUCUAAAUCCAAUCAUUAAAUUCCACUCAAUUCGUUUAUAUCUUAAUCAAGUUAAAUUUUAAUCGUUACCAUAGAAAUAGCAAUACUAGUGCAGAUUUAAUAGUUUUCUUUAGUCAUAUACAUAUGUGCACUCUGUACCCAUAAUAGUGUGGAAGAGUGGACAAAGUAAAAUAAAAAUUAGAAUUAAAAGUGCAGGAAGCUCGAGAAAGAAAAGAUAUUUUCAUUUGUCUAAUACGAAUCUUGAUAGCUUUAAUCUUCUUCCUAUUUUUCCUCAAUUUUCAUUAACAUUCCAUCAUGUUUUU